CGGGGGAGGACGCAGGCAGCAAGCACUUGGCAGCCCACGAUGAAAUCCUGGCAGCUAAUUGCAGUGGUGGGAGAUGCCCUUCAGGAGAUCAAAGCAGACAGCAGCACCUGUGUGGAAAUAGAGGAUAGGAAGGUUUCAAGGCAACAGAUGAAUUGUGAAAGAGAACAGCUCAGGGGUAAUCAGGAGGCAGCAACCGCCCCGGAAACCAUGGCUCAGCCUUACGCCUCGGCCCAGUUCGCCCCUCCCCAGAACGGCAUCCCCGCGGAAUACACGGCCCCCCACCCGCACCCAGCACCCGAGUACACGGGCCAGACCACCGUCCCCGAGCACACGUUGAACCUGUACCCGCCCAGCCAGUCACACUCGGAGUCGAGCGCAGGGGACACUGGCGCACAGACCGUGUCGGGCACCGCCACACAGACAGAUGACGCAGCGCCGACGGAUGGGCCAGCCCAGACACAACCCCCCGAAAACACCGACAACAAGUCCCAGCCCAAGCGGCUCCACGUCUCCAACAUCCCCUUCCGCUUCCGGGACCCAGACCUCCGGCAAAUGUUCGGCCAAUUUGGUAAAAUCUUAGAUGUUGAAAUUAUUUUUAAUGAGCGAGGCUCCAAGGGAUUUGGUUUCGUAACUUUCGAAAAUAGUGCCGAUGCGGACAGGGCGAGGGAGAAAUUACACGGCACCGUGGUAGAGGGCCGUAAAAUCGAGGUAAAUAAUGCUACAGCACGCGUCAUGACAAAUAAGAAGACUGUCAACCCUUAUACAAACGGCUGGAAAUUGAAUCCCGUGGUGGGCGCGGUGUAUAGUCCUGAAUUCUAUGCAGGCACGGUGCUGUUGUGCCAGGCCAACCAGGAGGGCGCGUCCAUGUAUACCGCCCCCAGUUCUCUUGUGUAUACUUCCGCAAUGCCCGGCUUCCCGUAUCCAGCCGCCACUGCAGCCGCUGCCUACCGAGGGGCGCAUCUGCGCGGUCGUGGCCGCACCCUCUACAACACCUUCAGGGCUGCAGCGCCCCCACCCCCGAUCCCGGCAUACGGCGGUGUUGUGUACCAGGAUGGAUUUUAUGGUGCAGACAUUUAUGGUGGUUACGCUGCUUACCGCUAUGCCCAGCCCACCCCUGCCACGGCUGCUGCCUAUAGUGACAGUUACGGACGAGUUUAUGCUGCCGACCCCUACCACCACACACUUGCUCCAGCCCCCACCUACGGCGUUGGUGCCAUGAAUGCUUUUGCACCCUUGACUGAUGCCAAGACUAGGAGCCAUGCUGAGGAUGUGGGUCUCGUUCUUUCUUCAUUGCAGGCUAGUAUAUACCGAGGGGGAUACAACCGUUUCGCUCCAUACUAAUGACAAAAAAAUAAAAAAAUACCACAAAAAAAAAAAAAACAAAAAACAAAAAAAAACAACAACCAUAGAAACCUUCCAACGAGGGGAGAAAGGAAGCUUUCCGAGGCCUGGGUAUUGCAAUACAUGCAGUAGUACAUCAUUUUAGCAACUCUAAAAAAAAUAAUAAUAAAAAAUAAAAAAGAGAAAAAAAUUACAUUUUUUAUCUUAUACCUCAGAUAUUUUGUUCUGUGUAUUUUAAUAUCGUGGGUCUUUCAUUUCUGAAGGUUCCAUCGUUUGAUGGCUGGCUGUAGGAAUUUUGUUUUUCAUUUGUUGUUGUUGUUGUUGGGUUUAUUUAUUUAUUUAUUUAUUUUUGGUGGUUGAUUUAGAGAGAUGCUAGCUAUAAACGAAAACUGGUUUAGGGGCCCUAUCCAGAGUGUUCUAUCAUGUAAAUGAAUUUAUGCUGACUUGUAAGCUCCGCGGGUUAUCCACUAUGGGGAAAAAGAGUACCAGUGAGUACAGUUAGUCCAUUUUUAAACCCCCCUGUAUCUCCAUUAUUUCAUUUUAUGGAAGGGGGAAGAAGGGUGGGAGGGACUGAGGAGAUUGAGGCGGCUGAGGGUUGGCUGAAAGAAAACAGGAAUUAGUAGUUGACGAAUUUGAAUGACCCACUGCACCAAUGAUCAUACACAAAGGUUCUAAGUUACUCAUUGUUAGUUCAAGCCAAAGGUUGCAUAGUUAAGGCAGGGGGUCCUUGGAGCAGUGCUUGUAUUAUGGAGUUGAAUGGAGCUGUGGAAGCUGCCCUCAAGGACCAUUCCACCUGGCAGUCUUCAGCUUCUUAAGUAGCCUUUAGGUAGUUAGAAAACCGCUAGUCGAUCCACAGCUUCUUUUUAUAUUUCUUCCAGUAUAAUAAAUUAUUGAUAUCAUUGCUGACUUUUAUAUUAUGGGAGGGAAAAUAACAUUAAUAAAAAGGUGAUAAAAAGCACUGUUUCUAUUUUUUUCUUUUUUUCCAAAAAAAAGAAAGUAAUAAAAACUUAAAAUUCUUUGUACCAGUUAAAAAAUAAUAAUGUAUAAAAAAUAUGUACCUCUGUGCAGUGGAGUUGUUCUGUUCUAGAAACAGUCUCUGAAGCUUUAGUUGUAGCCUCGUUAGAGAUACACGUCUAUCAUUUUUAUGGAAUUACAUGGUAAUUAUAUUUGGAUUUCUAGAAGCAUUUUACAAGUAUUGCAAUCACUGAGUAGAAAUCAUCCUGGUAUUUCCAUCAGCUUGGUACUUUUUGGACACAUGACCGUAUUGUGUAAGCAAUCUGCAAUUUUUCAGCCUGUGAGAGCUGCCCUCCCUCUCCUCCCCAAAUCCCUAAGAUGAGCGCCAACCAGUCUCUUCAGUUCUGUAUCCAAGGCCCAGGACAUUUGUCAAAAGGAAGCAAAAAAAAAAAAAAAAAAAAAAAAAAAAAAAACAACCAAAAAAGUAGGUCCCCCCCCUUUCAUCCUUGGCCACCAUCCUGGCCACCACAUGCGCCUCCUUCUCUGCUGCAGGGCCAGAGUCGCAGCUGAAAAUUGCAGGUUGUGUCUAUUUCUUCUGUUUUGAUCUCUUUUCAUGUUGUCCUGUUUACAAAGUUCACUUAAGUCGGGGUAUCUGUCACGGGUCUUCCUGUUUUUGUAUUUAACCCCAGAGCAGCCCAGAGUCCCGCUCUGGCUCUGGCUGCCCUUGUGAAAUCUGUACUGUGUCAGCCCUGGGCUCGCACUUUAUUUCUAGUAAGUUCUCAACUCACCGCUAUGAACCUGCCAAAUCGCUGUAACAACUCUGCUUUCCAACAACAACAACAACAACAAAACAAAAAACCAACAAAACUGAAAAACAAAAACAACAAAAAAAUCCCCCCAAAUGUGUUUGUGAUCCAGCUUUUCCCGCCAUUCUCUGUGCAUGCAGUAAGAUCGUCGGAUAUUAAAAAAAACCAUCAAUAAAAUUUCACAAGAUUUGAACACCACGUUUUUUUGUAGCUUGAUAUUUCAGACAGAGCACUGUCCUCUUGGAGAGAAAGAGAAAGGGGAGAAGGGGGGAACGAUCCGCAGCCCAAAGUGCUUUUUACGAGACUUCUUGGGGUGGGCGGGGGGGAGGGGGGUGUCCUAACCUCAUUCAGACAUUAUCAUUCUCCUACCUGGAAAAAAAAUCACAGACUAACCUGACCUCAGGCGUGGGGAGAGGUGACAGACACAGGGAACUGGGGAGAAGACCCCAUUUCUCUCCCGCCCACCCUGGCCUCAGAUGGCAAAGUCCAGAAUUUGCUUCGUAUUUGGAAUCACAAACAUUGAAAUUCUUAACUGUUGUCGGUUCAAGUACAAUUAAUUUGCAGUUUUGGUUUCCAUUGAUGAGCUGUACUUUCCCCCAUGACUGUAUGUGGUUUUAAUACUCAUUUUAAGCAAGUGGGUACCAACUGAUAGUACAGAAUUUUUUGUUUCGGCACUUCUCCAAGAUGCCAAUAAGUCAUUUUCAAAUGUAUGUCAGAGAUGUAAACCAACAUUUUGGAUUUUUUUAAACCAGUAUUUAUUUGGAAUGUUUUCAGUUAUCUAAAUAACUAUUGCUAUUAAUGAAUUAUGGAGAAAAAAGAUUAAUAUCAUGUGUGACAUAUAGUGACUUCUUAACACACACAUUGUGUAAUCUGCAAACCCAGAAAAUGUGUAUAUCUGUCUUUAGAAAUUAGUGUUUCUAUCACUUACAGUGGUUUGUGAAUAAAGAAAACUGGUUUGUAAUAUCAAAAAAAAAAUAAAAGCUUAGUCUCUAAAGGUA
Molecule: messenger RNA, 4099 nt
Organism: Suncus etruscus (white-toothed pygmy shrew)
Lineage: Eukaryota; Metazoa; Chordata; Mammalia; Eulipotyphla; Soricidae
Gene: RBFOX1
Product: RNA binding fox-1 homolog 1
Exons: 15
Coding region: 40-1341 (433 amino acids)
Biological process (GO): nervous system development; regulation of alternative mRNA splicing, via spliceosome
Cellular component (GO): cytoplasm; nucleus
Molecular function (GO): mRNA binding
Source: RefSeq, a predicted model, not a curated record